CGUACUCUGAAUGCGCAUGCACCAAACAAGCAGACGGCGGUUAUUUUUCGGCGGGGUUAACUAGUUUGGAUAUAAUGCCUUUUCAGACAACAGAAAAUACAGAUAUCUGUGACAAUGCUCUUUAAAGUCCAAUAUGCAGGAAAGAAACGCUACAUCAAACUCAAUGGAGCGUCAUAUUCAACAUUUUUGAGACAAGCCAAAGAGAAGUUUGACAUCCUUGAAGAAACAAAUGUAUAUCUUGUGGAUGAAACUGGGACGGAGGUGGAUGAAGACGUCUUCAGUGACGUUCUGGAGGAGAAAUCCGACAUUGUCUGGACUCUCACUGAUGCCUCUUCUGUUGAGGAAUCUCCAAUGCAGUCUUCAUGCACAGACACUCUCUCUGUGUCAUCACGUUCAUCGGACAGUGAUCUUUCGUUCAUGUCCCCUAAACGAAGAUGCAUUGAUGACACCUUGAUGAUGUCCCCAAGAAGAGAUUCAAGUGAUGACAUUUCCUUACAAGCCAAAGAGAUUUAGGAAAUUCAAAGAAUACACAAGAAUACACACAAACAGGGGAGGUUAAAGACCCAUUACGACGAAAACUGGUCAACAUGGUUGUAGCAGCAAUGAUUGAGCAGUAUGGGACUGCUCCACCGAUGGAUGUCAGGACACGUUAUGCAUUGGGAAUUGUCACCCUGUUCCCUUGUCUGAAAGAUCCGUACUCUGAAAAAGGAUAUGAGCACUUUUUUGAUUCCAAAAGUAAUGAAGGCUACAUCGCUUGGAAACUGAAAAACAUGCAGCGCGAACUCAGCAGUGGCAGCAGGAGGGGCAGCAGCACCAGUCGCGAUCCAUCGAGCAAGAGAGGACCACAGUUUUCAAGGGCUGUGACUGCGGAGCAUCAGUUGGAGGGUGACCAGUGCAGAGAGGCCAUUUCCCUUCUGAGGCACACCACAGAUGAAAGGCAGAUCUUCUUGAAAAUGGAACAAACAUUUCAGUACAGACAAGCACUGAUUCACGAUUCUGAGAAGUGUGAGACCCUCCUCAGCGUGUUCCCAAGAUUCCUUGAUACAAGAGGCCUGGUGCUGCAGGAUUUCCAAAUGAUGUUUGGAGAGGAAAUCUCAUCAAAACUAAUGGAAAAGUGGGAAACCUCUUUGAGGCAGAAAGUCAUCAAAGAAGCAAACAACCUCACUAGGACGCCGAUGCUGGAGUCUCUCCUUCAGUCUGCUCAGGAGAACCCAGAGGACAACGAAGAAUCAUCAGAGUCUGCCUGGAACAGUGACAUGGCAGCACUGUUGCUGUUGGUGUACCUUCUGCUUCCACCUCCUAGUGGGAAGAAGAGGGCUGUGAAAAUCACUGUUCGAGAAGCUCUGAGCCACGUUGUCUGGUUUCACAAAUCAUGCCGCAACCUUCAAGAGACAACAAGCUCAGUCCAGGGGAGGCAGCCCUACAUUUUAGCAGUUGGAACAUCGCGUCGCACCAUCAAUGACUACUACAUUGUUGUGGAUCGUCAACUCAUUCCCUGCAAGGCUAAGUCUUCAAUUUCAGCCUUUGAUGAACUUUUCAAAGCACACUAUGUGUUUGGCAUUUCUUAUGAUCAGGCCCUGCACAAUAUGUACACAUUUGUGCAGACCACCAUUUACAAUAUUGAUGUUGGUCUGUGUCAUGAAAGCCCCAGGGUGAAGGAUCUUAGAGCGAAGCUCCUUAACGGAGUGAACUAAAUUAACAAAUCGAACAAGAUGCUUCA
Molecule: messenger RNA, 1720 nt
Organism: Archocentrus centrarchus (flier cichlid)
Lineage: Eukaryota; Metazoa; Chordata; Actinopteri; Cichliformes; Cichlidae
Exons: 10
Coding region: 588-1694 (368 amino acids)
Source: RefSeq, a predicted model, not a curated record